CACCACCUCCUUCAUUCACACACACAGCUACUCUGAAGCACGAUCAUGGCCAACAAUGUGAACUCCGAAACUCAAAUUCACAGUCAACACAUCACCAAGAGGUCUCCAUAGCUCCGACGACUCAAUUAGAUCACUCAAACCACACUGACCGUGUGAUCAACCACUCGGUCAACUCAUCGAACGGCCAGGAUCAGAGAAAAACCGCAUCUGCCAUGAGUUCCGAUGCCAGAGGCUCGUCCGGCGUCGGCUCCAAUGUCUCGAGGUAUAAACUCAUGUCUCCGGCGAAACUUCCGAUCUCGCGCUCGUCGUGUAUCACGAUCCCUCCUGGUCUCAGCCCCUCGUCGUUGCUCGAGUCCCCAAUUCUUCUCUCUGACAUUAAGGUGGAGCCUUCCCCAACUACAGGUUCCAUGAUAAAGUCUCUUGAAGUGCAGGAAAUUGUUGGUUCAGCCACUCUCAUGUCAACUAUAGAAAGCUUCAGCAGCAACACCUGUGAUGAAAGAAACAUUGGGAACUCCAAGUUUAGACACCACGAUAGACCGGGAUCAAGAUCAGGCUUAUCUUCAUUAGGCCCUCUGGCUUCUGCAGGUUCAAAUUUCCAGCAAUAUGAACCAUUUGUGGGAGCCCAAGAUCAGAGCCAGCCUAAAUCAUUUGCAUCAUCAGCUUUAUUUACAAGUGAGCAGGCAGCAGUCUCCUCACGUGACUUGGCUCUCUCUGUUGACGCUCCACAUCCAGCAGUUGACUUGUUUACUUCAAACUCUCCUCCACCUGCUGAUAUUGACUCUGGCAACUUGCAGCAGAGCAAGGAUACUGAUUUUGAGGUUCAAGCAUUUGAACAAGAACAAAAAGAAGCUGGUCCUUCAGUCACUGGAGAGAAAUCUUCAGAAGAUGGCUAUAACUGGCGAAAGUAUGGUCAGAAACAUGUUAAAGGUAGUGAAUUCCCCCGGAGCUACUACAAAUGUACAUAUCCUAACUGCCAAGUGAAGAAGCUCCUGGAAAGCUCUCUUGAUGGAAAGAUUACCGAGAUUAUUUAUAAGGGUAGGCAUGAUCAUCCAAAACCUCAACCUAAACGUCGAUAUGCAGUUGGGACUGCACUGUCCAUCCAUGAGGAAAAUCUAGAAAAAAAUUCUAGUUUAACAAGCUCGGAAGGCAAGACUUCCAAUGCACAUGGCCAGACAUCUUAUCACUUUGAACGAGAUGAGCUUCCUCCAGUUACAAGUGAUGAUGAGCAUGGUAAUGAUGAUAACAAUGACGAUGAUGAUCCAGAAUCAAAGCGCAGGAAGCAAGAUUUUGGUUGUGUAAAUCUAGUUCCAUUGAUUACGCCAACUCGAGAUCCACGUGUAGUUGUUCAAACUAUCAGUGAGGUUGAUAUACUAGAUGAUGGGUAUCGCUGGCGUAAAUAUGGGCAGAAAGUGGUGAAAGGCAAUCCUAACCCGAGGAGUUACUACAAGUGCACGAAUGUUGGAUGCCAAGUCAGGAAACAUGUGGAAAGGGCAUCACAUGAUCCAAGAGCUGUAAUAACCACAUAUGAGGGAAAACAUAACCAUGAUGUACCUGCUGGACGGACUAGUAGCCAUGUUACAGCUGGAGCCGGUACAUGUAUGCCAUCUAUGGAACCCGUUCAAGGAACGAUAUUAGAAGGAAAUGAUGCAAUAAGCCUUGAUCUUGGUGUUGGGAUCAGCUUGAGUCCUGAAGAUGGAUCAAACAAGAUGCCACAAACCAAGGCUGAACAUGAGCAGACCCUAAUCGAUGUCACUAGUCCUGAUUGUUGUAUGGCAACACACACAACCCCAGUUUCAUCAUAUAUUACUGUGAAUCAGUAUGAAGUUGGGGAAAAGCAGGGUGAAACAUUUAGCUUUGAUACACCACAUCUAAACCUUUCUUCUAAUCCUUACCUACAGAGCAUGGGAAGCUUGCUGAUGGGUCCGUAAAUUGUUAUCAUUGCUCCCUUCCAGAUGAUUUACGCGAAAUGCAGCUAUAUAUUGCUGAAGCCUGAAGCUGCUAAUUGUUAAACAGGGUUUUGGAGAAUUGUCGUUAACUGCCUUCUGCAUGACUGCAACAGUCUGCUUACAUGUACAACUGGCUUUUGCUUUAUAUAUAUAUAUAUAUAUAUAUCUUUCUUUGUUAACCUCUGUAAACUUACAAGUUGCAUAGUGCAUACAAAUAUGAAAUUAGUAUAGGGGUCACAGAAGGAUUUUUCUGAACAAAGACAAACAAUGUACUUUUUAGUUUUCAGAUCAUGUGAAGCCAAAGCUAUAUUCAGUAUAAAUUUCAUC
Messenger RNA from Cornus florida, 2273 nucleotides. RefSeq names its product probable WRKY transcription factor 20. The record is from RefSeq and is a predicted model, not a curated record. Lineage: Eukaryota; Viridiplantae; Streptophyta; Magnoliopsida; Cornales; Cornaceae. Gene Ontology annotation, molecular function: DNA-binding transcription factor activity; sequence-specific DNA binding. Gene Ontology annotation, biological process: regulation of DNA-templated transcription. The transcript has 6 exons. Bases 213 to 1928 code for a protein of 571 amino acids.